AUGGCUGGCACGGGUCUCGACGUCGACUCGGUCAUCGAGAGGCUCUUGAGCGUGAGGGGGCAGCCUAAUAACCGCACGGUUCAGUUGGCUGAGGGUGAAAUCAGAGCGCUGUGCGCGACGGCUCGCGAGAUCUUCCUGUCUCAGCCGUGCCUGCUGGAGCUCGAGGCGCCGCUGAAGAUCUGCGGCGACGUCCACGGCCAGUACUCGGACCUGCUUCGCCUGUUUGAGUACGGCGGGUUCCCCCCCGAGGCGAACUACCUGUUCCUCGGCGACUACGUGGACCGGGGUAAGCAGGGUCUCGAGGUGAUCUGUUUGCUGCUGGCGUACAAGGUCAAGUACCCGGAGAAUUUCUUUCUGCUCCGGGGGAACCACGAGUGCAACAGCAUCUCGCGCAUCUACGGCUUUUACGACGAGUGCAAGCGCCGGUACAACAUCAAGCUGUGGCGCGUGUUCUGCGACGUCUUCAACUGCCUCCCCUUCGCCGCGAUCGUGGACGAGAAGAUCUUCUGCAUCCACGGCGGGCCGUCGCCCGAGCUGAAGGACCUGCAGCAGAUUGUGCAGAUCAAGCGGCCGACGGACAUCCCCGACAUGGGCAUGCUGUGCGACUUUUUGUGGUCCGAUCCGGACGCGGACCUUCAGGGGUGGGGCGAGAACGACCGCGGCGUGUCCUACACCUACGGGACGGACGUGGUGGCGGACUUCCUCGCGAAAUUUGACUUUGACCUGGUGGUUCGCGCGCACCAGGUGGUGGAGAAUGGCUACGAGUUUUUCGGGAAGAGGCAGCUCGUGACGGUGUUCAGCGCGCCCAACUACUGCGGCGAGUUCGACAACGCCGGCGCGAUGAUGACGGUGGACGAGAACCUCAUGUGCUCGUUCCAGAUUUUGAAACCGGCGGAGAGGAAGCUCAUGGGUGGCUUUGGCAGCAUGAUGGGCAGCAGGCCCAGCACGCCGCCGCGCAACAAGGCUGGCGGCAAGUGAUUGAUGCAGCUUUGUUGUGGGACGAUGCGUGGGGGCGGGGGAUUCCCGCGAGGAUGCCGCGCGAGGAGGCCUUUUCUUAGAGACGGGGUUGGGGACGGGGACACGGUUUGAUUGGACGAGCGGCGGCGAAGGUGUCGACAAGGUGUCGAGGGCGAGACGCCGACGAGUCAAAAACUUUAAAAGCUUUUUAGUCGUUCGUGCCGAGGUCGAGGGCGACGCGUCAUCAGCAAGUUGUAAAGCAUGUCCGAGAUUGAAGCCG
Molecule: messenger RNA, 1237 nt
Organism: Micromonas commoda
Lineage: Eukaryota; Viridiplantae; Chlorophyta; Mamiellophyceae; Mamiellales; Mamiellaceae
Gene: PP1
Product: Serine/threonine specific protein phosphatase PP1 catalytic subunit
Exons: 2
Coding region: 1-978 (325 amino acids)
Cellular component (GO): nucleus; cytoplasm
Molecular function (GO): protein serine/threonine phosphatase activity
Source: RefSeq, a predicted model, not a curated record